Molecule: messenger RNA, 2474 nt
Organism: Exophiala oligosperma
Lineage: Eukaryota; Fungi; Ascomycota; Eurotiomycetes; Chaetothyriales; Herpotrichiellaceae
Exons: 2
Coding region: 212-2377 (721 amino acids)
Biological process (GO): mRNA processing
Cellular component (GO): nucleus
Molecular function (GO): RNA binding
Source: RefSeq, a predicted model, not a curated record
CGGAUCUGCACCAAGGCUGUGUAACAGUUGCACCGAUUGUCCUGCGCAAAAUGUUCUGGGAUCUUUGCACUAAUCUGUUGAAACUCGUUAAUCUAGGUUCCUUCCAAACUGGUGCAGAUGAGAUCAACUGCGUGAUGUCCUUGCCCAGACUUGUUAUAGCUUAGCACAGACAAGACGACGAGGUUCUCCUCGCGGCGCAUUUACCUCUGCGAUGGCAUACAAAAGAUCUCGACAGGCGUAUGAAGCAGAUCUACAUCACAAGUCUGCAUCUUCAUUUGUCCUCUACGGCACACCUCUGCCACCACUCGAUGAGCAUACCCGGGAUGAUGGCUCCUUCGUACCGGUCUGGAAGCAAGAGGUGACGGAUGACAGAGGCAGGAAACGCUUACACGGCGCCUUUACAGGUGGCUUCAGCGCCGGAUAUUUCAACACUGUAGGCUCUAAAGAAGGAUGGACACCCUCUACUUUCGUCUCAUCGCGGCAAAAUCGCAAAAAGGAUGGAGCCAAGCCGACUCAACAAAGACCGGAAGACUUCAUGGACGAAGAGGACUUGCGCGAAGCUGAAGAAGCACGUACAAUCAACACUUCCAGCGAAUUCGCCGGAUUCGGUACCGAACAUGAUCCGCUUCGGAGGAGUGCAGCGAUUGAUAUAUUUCGCCCUUCCCAAGAGACUAUCGGCUCUACUCUGCUGAAAAGGAUGGGCUGGCGUGAGGGUCAAGGUAUUGGGUCUCGAGUGAGAAGAAAGGCGAAAUUUGAAGAAGAGGAUGAGGAUACAUCUUCAGAGACACACCUUUUUGCUCCCGAUGAUGUUCAGAUCGUAUCCCUCGCACGAAAGACGGACUAUAAAGGCCUAGGUUACGAGGGUGAGCUCCAAGACAAAUCCACUCUGGCCAGCAAAACUAGUGAACCAACUCGGAAACCCUUACACCGAGAAGAAUCUUCCGAUGAUGAGACUUCUAGUCCAUCUCUACUGUUCUCAAAAAUGCCUUCAGGCCGAGCCAAGAAGACGGGUAUUGGUGUUGGCAUUCUCAAUGACGACGGCUCUGAUGACGAAGAUCCAUUCUCAAUGGGCCCGAAGAUAUCCUAUAACAGGACCCUUGGAGUUGACAAGAAGCCAAAAUCUAAAGCAAAGAAUUCGGCAGGCUCGGCAAAUCCACUAGUCAAGACGAAACCAACGUUCAUCUCGAAGAAACUGGCAAAUCUCAAAGGGGCUUUGCGCCAAUGUCAUGAUGGCCGGCUUCCUCCCGAUGGGUUUGUAUUGGCCAGUCAUCUAGACUCCUUUAGUAGUCUCACCGUACAGGAUGACAAGUAUAAGCCUCCUGAGGUGCCGACUGGAUGGACAUCUUCCAGGUCAAUUGCGCCAGGAGGGCAAAAUAGCUCCGAUUUUGUGUCGACCGCCGAUGCUGCGAGACUUUCUAGCCUCACUGCGAAAGGAAGAGCUUCGAUCCUGGGGGAAGCACAACUCCCAGGAAAAUCAGUUUUUGAUUUCCUCACUUCUUCUGCUCGGGACCGUCUGGCCGCGGCGUCUGGUCAUUCGAACCUUCCUGCUGCUGGCAAUGAACCGCCGCCGCCGGGCUUCCAGGCUUCUCAAUUAGUGAGUUCGUCUCUGCAAAGCCUUGUUCCAGAGUUGGACAAGGCCACUGCCUUGCAGGCACUACAUCGAGGCACGAGCGGUUGGAUGCCAUAUGCAGAAGAUGAAAAGAAACGAUCUAGGUAUCGAGCGUUCCUUGAAAUUCAGGCCGGUCUUAGACAGGACGAACUUCCUCCUCGUGCCAAAGCCAUGAAACAGGACGACUGGGUUAUCGAGAUGCAGGAAUUUGCCCGAGCCGCAGAAGUUUUCAAGCCAGUCAGUGGGCUGAUGGCUAGCCGGUUCACAACUUCAACGGCCUCGCUACAAGGCCAAAACCCAGAUUCGUCGGCACCCAUGGACGCAAUGCUGACCAGACCUACACCCAAACAGGAAAACCCGGCAACAUCAGCUGCAAGGAUGGGCAUGUUCGGCCCCAUGACCCGGUCAGUGUCGAACUUUUACCCCACCAGACUUUUGUGCAAACGAUUCAAUGUUCCCUGUCCCGACCAUUCGGCGACUUCUGCUGCCGGCACUCAUCAUGUUUCAGCGGCAACUACCGCACAGCGCGAAGCUUCCACGACACAAUUUCGUUCCUUUACUUCAAGUAUGCCAAAGGAGAAUGCCGACUCUACCAGUCCGGCACCUGCUGAUAGCGCUGAUGCUGCAAUACUGAGACAUACCGGCAGUGUGGAGGAGGCGAAUACACCGAACCCAGAAAUGAAUGAAGCCCUAGAGAAGGAAAAGCCUGGACAAGCUGUUUUCAAAGCCAUCUUCGGCAGUGAAGACGAAGCCGACGACGAGAUGUGAGUAGGGAAAUUCGAGUAUGCUCGAGAUAUAUCAAAGUGUCUGUACUCCGUAGGAAGUACCUCUAGCAUUGUAAUCUGCAGUUUGGUUUUGUUUUUGU